GGAGGGGGCGGAUGACCAUCUGCCUGUCAAGUAGGGAUACCUUGGUCCACCAAGGCAGCCUGACCUGAGGCCAUGGUGAUCCAACCGGCAGGCAGCAGGGGGCGAAUGGCAGCCGAGCUAUUAGAAAGGAGAAGGAGCAAUCACUGUGAGGACAAGAAGCAGACAUUGUUGGCCUUGCUGGUCUUGGUGCUGUACUUGGGCACAGGCAUAUCAGGAAGAAGUUGGGAGGUGUCAGAAAGGAUCAGAGACUGUAACUAUCCCCAGAAUCCUGUGGCUUCCCAGGGGUUUGAGUCCCACAACAGUGAGUCCUUAGAAGACCCAGUGAAGGUCAUCAGGACCUGGCUGAAGGAGAACUUGCACGUGUUCUUGGAGAAGCUAGAGAAAGAAGUGCAAGAGCUGGAGCAGCUGGUACGGGACCUGGAGGAGUGGCUAGAUGCUUUUCUCAGAGAGGGACCCUCGGAGGAACCCUGCUCCUCACUCAAAAACCACUUGUGAGGGGCCAGGGCUGGGACCUGGGGAGGAGACCAAGUGGAUGUAUGGGAAGGAAGGGAUGCCAGAGGCUCCUCUAAGGCAGGAUAAGCUGAGAUGCUUGAAGUUCAAGGCAGAUGAGAAAAUAAAAUAGUUGGGCAACUAUGAACCAGUCAGCCCCGCUGCUCACCCAUGAACACUUAACACCUGACACCAGGUUCUCCUAGGUGGCCCCGGACACCAGGACUCUGAGGCU
Talpa occidentalis (Iberian mole) is the source of this 724-nucleotide messenger RNA. It is a transcript of the gene SMIM23, whose product is annotated as small integral membrane protein 23. Bases 73 to 495 code for a protein of 140 amino acids. Lineage: Eukaryota; Metazoa; Chordata; Mammalia; Eulipotyphla; Talpidae. The record is from RefSeq and is a predicted model, not a curated record. The transcript is spliced from 4 exons.